AUGCGGGCGGCGGAGGGGUGGGGACCCGGGUGGGCUGCGCCCUCGCCCUCACCCAUUCCCACCCGCCGAAAGCAGACGCUGUCAGCCGAAUCGCUCCCCUCUCAGGAGGAGGGAGGGGAGAAAGGUGUCUAGCCCCCUUCGGCUUAAAAACGCUGAGGGGACUCGCGGCCGCUCCUUCCCGCGCCCGACCAUGCCCCCCCGCACCUCCCUGCUCGGCCGCGGGCGAGGACUUGACUUCUGGAGCUGAGGGCUAGAACUUUUUUGACUUUUCUUCUCCUCAACAACCGAAUCAUGCCAUGUGCCCAGAGGAGCUGGCUUGCAAGCCUUUCUGUGGUGGCUCAGCUCCUUAACUUUGGGGCGCUUGGCCAUGGGGGGCCGCCUCAGCCAGGCCCGCUUCGCUUCCCGGACAGGAGGCAAGAGCAUUUUAUCAAGGCCCUGCCCGAAUACCACGUGGUGGCUCCUGUCCAGGUAGAUGCCAGUGGGCAUUUCCUGUCGUAUGGCUUGCACCUUCCCGUCAAGAGCAGCAGGAAGAAGAGAGAUGUGGAUGGCUCAGAGGAUCGGGUGUACUACAGAAUUUCUCAUGAGGAGAAGGACCUGUUUUUUAAUUUGACGGUCAAUCAGGGAUUUCUUUCCAAUAGCUACAUCGUGGAGAAGAGGUAUGGGAACCUCUCCCAUGUGAAGAUGAUGGCUUCCUCCGCCCCCCGCUGCCAUCUCCGGGGCACGGUCCUGCAGCAGGGCACCAGAGUCGGGACGGCAGCCCUCAGUGCCUGCCAUGGACUGACUGGAUUUUUCCAUCUACCACAUGGAGACUUUUUCAUUGAGCCUGUGAAAAAGCAUCCACUGGCUGAGGAAGGGUACCACCCACACAUCGUUUACAGGAGACAGAGGUGGAGAGUUCCAGAGACCGAGGAGUCAAGCUGUGGAUUAAAGGACAGUGUUGACACCUCCCAGAAGCAAGAGCUGCAGCGGGAGAAGUGGGAGAGGAACAACUUGCCAAGCAGAAGCCUCUCUCGGCGUUCCAUCAGCAAGGAGCGAUGGGUGGAGACGCUGGUGGUGGCUGACACGAAGAUGAUCGAGUAUCAUGGGAGUGAGAACGUGGAGUCCUAUAUCCUCACCAUCAUGAACAUGGUCACCGGGCUGUUCCAUAACCCAAGCAUUGGCAAUGCAAUUCACAUUGUCGUGGUUCGGCUCAUUCUACUCGAAGAAGAAGAGCAAGGACUGAAAAUAGUUCACCAUGCAGAGAAGACACUGUCUAGUUUCUGCAAGUGGCAGAAGAGCAUCAAUCCCAAGAGUGACCUCAACCCUGUCCAUCACGAUGUGGCCGUCCUUCUUACCAGAAAAGACAUCUGUGCUGGUGUCAAUCGCCCCUGCGAGACCCUGGGUCUGUCUCACCUGUCAGGAAUGUGCCAGCCUCACCGGAGUUGUAACAUCAACGAGGACUCGGGACUCCCUCUGGCUUUCACAAUUGCCCAUGAGCUUGGACACAGCUUUGGCAUCCAGCAUGACGGGAAAGAAAACGACUGUGAGCCCGUGGGCAGGCACCCGUACAUCAUGUCCCGCCAGCUCCAAUACGACCCCACUCCACUGACAUGGUCCAAGUGCAGCAAGGAGUAUAUCACCCGCUUCUUAGACCGAGGCUGGGGGUUCUGUCUUGAUGACAUACCCAAAAAGAAAGGCUUGAAGUCCAAGGUUAUUGCCCCUGGAGUGAUCUAUGAUGUCCACCACCAAUGCCAGCUACAGUAUGGACCCAAUGCUACCUUCUGCCAGGAAGUAGAAAACGUCUGCCAGACACUGUGGUGCUCAGUGAAAGGUUUUUGUCGCUCUAAGCUGGACGCCGCUGCAGAUGGGACGCGUUGUGGUGAGAAGAAGUGGUGCAUGGCCGGCAAGUGCAUCACAGUGGGGAAGAAGCCAGAGAGCAUACCUGGAGGCUGGGGCCGCUGGUCACCCUGGUCCCACUGUUCCAGGACCUGUGGCGCAGGAGCCCAGAGUGCAGAGAGGCUCUGCAACAACCCUGAACCAAAGUUUGGAGGGAAAUAUUGCACUGGAGAAAGAAAACGCUAUCGCUUGUGCAACGUCCACCCCUGUCGCUCAGGUACACCAACAUUUCGGCAGAUGCAAUGCAGUGAAUUUGACACUGUUCCCUACAAGAAUGAAUUCUACCACUGGUUUCCUGUUUUUAAUCAAGCGCACCCCUGCGAGCUCUACUGCCGACCCAUAGAUGGCCAGUUUUCUGAGAAAAUGCUGGAUGCUGUCAUAGAUGGUACCCCUUGCUUUGAAGGCGGCAACAGCAGAAAUGUCUGUAUUAAUGGCAUGUGUAAGAUGGUCGGCUGUGACUACGAGAUCGAUUCCAAUGCCACAGAGGACCGCUGUGGAGUGUGCCUUGGAGAUGGCUCUGCCUGCCAGACCGUGAGAAAGAUGUUUAAACAGAAAGAAGGAUCUGGUUAUGUUGACAUCGCGCUCAUUCCGAAAGGAGCAAGGGACAUAAGGGUGAUGGAAGUUGAGGGAGCUGGAAACUUCCUGGCUAUCAGGAGUGAAGACCCUGAGAAAUAUUACCUCAAUGGAGGAUUUAUUAUCCAGUGGAAUGGGAACUAUAAGCUGGCAGGGACUGUCUUUCAGUAUGACAGGAAAGGAGAGCUGGAGAAACUGAUGGCCACAGGUCCUACCAAUGAGUCGGUGUGGAUCCAGCUCCUAUUCCAAGUGACUAACCCUGGCAUCAAGUAUGAGUACACAAUCCGGAAAGAUGGCCUUGACAAUGACGUGGAGCACCUGAUGUACUUCUGGCAGUAUGGCCGCUGGACAGAGUGCAGUGUGACCUGUGGGACAGGUAUCCGCCGCCAGACUGCCCAUUGCAUAAAGAAGGGUCGUGGGAUAGUGAAAGCUACAUUCUGUGACCCAGAAAUGCAGCCCAAUGGGAGACAGAAGAAGUGCUAUGAAAAGGCUUGUCCGCCCAGGUGGUGGGCAGGGGAGUGGGAAGCAUGUUCGGCCACAUGUGGGCCCCAUGGAGAGAAGAAGCGAACGGUGCUGUGCAUCCAGACCAUGGGCUCCGACGAGCAGGCCCUCCCGCCUACCGACUGCCAGCACCUGCUGAAGCCCAAGACACUUACAUCCUGUAACAGAGACAUCCUGUGUCCGUCGGACUGGACGGUGGGCAACUGGAGCGAGUGUUCUGUUUCCUGUGGUGGUGGAGUGCGGAUUCGCAGUGUCACGUGUGCCAAGAACCAUGAUGAACCUUGCGAUGUGACAAGGAAACCCAAUAGCCGAGCUCUGUGUGGCCUCCAGCAGUGCCCAUCUAGCCGAAGAGUGCUGAAACCCAGCAAAGGCACAAUUGCCAAUGGGAAAGAUCUACCAACACCUGAGCAAGACCCCUUAAAGCCCACCUCUCCACCUCCACCCAGGCCCAGGGUGCUGACCACAGCCUCAGUGCCUGAGUCUGUGAGCACAAGUACUCCGGCAAUUAGCAGCCCUAGUCCCAGCACAGCCUCCAAAGGGGGAGACCUGGAUGGGAAACAGUGGCAGAAUAGUUCAACCCAACCUGAACUGGACUCUCACGAUCUCAUUUCCACUGGAAGCACUGCCCAGCCCAUCCUCACUUCCCAGUCUUUGAGCAUCCAGCCACAUAAUGAAAAUGUGUCCAAUUCAGAUACUGGUCCUACCUCAGAGGGAGACCUUUUAGCUACAACGACAAGUGGUGCUGACUUGUCAUCUUCUAGCAACCCUGUGACUUGGCAGGUGACUCCAUUUUACAAUACCUUGACCAAAGAUCCAGACAUGGAGAUUCACAGUGGCUCAGGCGAAGGCAGUGAACAACCUGAGAACAAAGAAGAAAACAACCCUGUAAUAUGGAACAAGAUUAGAGUACCUGGAAAUGAUGCUCCAGUGGAAAGAAGUACAGAAAUGCCACUUGGACCUCCACCGACACCUUAUCUUGGGGGGCAGUCCUGGUGGCCACCCUUGAGCACAGCGAUGGAGGGACUCCUUACAAGCCAAAGGCCCGGCAUUCUCAAAAAUGGGACACCCAGCAUGGAGCGGGUGGAUUCUGAGAAGCCAGCUAACACUCCACUCCCUCUGGGAGGAGACACCCAGCCAGUACCCUCAGAAAAGUCAGUAAACCAUAACCACCUGGAACUUUCAAACAACAUGAAUCUAACACAGAGUUCUGGGCCAGUGCUGACUGAGGAGGAUGCAACAAGUCUGAUUGCUGAGGGCUUUUUGCUGAAUGCCUCCAAUUACAAGCAACUCACAAAGAGCCACAGCCCUGCACACUGGAUUGUUGGAAAUUGGAGUGAGUGUUCCACCACGUGUGGCCUGGGGGCCUACUGGAGGAGGGUAGAGUGCAGCACCCAGAUGGACUCUGACUGCUCGGCCAUCCAAAGACCUGACCCUGCUAAGAGAUGCCACCUCCGCCCGUGCGCCGGCUGGAGAGUGGGAAACUGGAGCAAGUGCUCCAGAAACUGCAGCGGGGGCCUCAAGAUCCGCGAGAUUCAGUGCGUGGACAGCCAAGACCGCCGGAGCCUGAGGCCGUUUCACUGCCAGUUCCUGGCCGGCGUUCCUCCCCCCAUGAGCAUGAGCUGUAACCCUGAGCCCUGUGAGGAGUGGCAGGGGGAGCCCUGGAGUCAGUGUUCCAGGUCCUGUGGAGGUGGAGUUCAGGAGAGAGGAGUGUCUUGUCCAGGUGGCCUCUGUGACUGGACAAAAAGGCCCACAUCCACCAUGCCCUGCAAUGAGCACCUUUGCUGUCACUGGGCCACUGGGAAAUGGGACCAGUGUACUGCUGCCUGUGGAGGUGGCCUUCAGAAGAGGACUGUCCAUUGUGUCCCCUCAGAGGACACUAAAACUGAAGACCAAGACCAGUGCCUGUGUGAUCAUGAAACCAGGCCUCCAGAAUUCAAAAAAUGCAACCAACAGGACUGCAAAAAGAGUGCUGAUUUACUUUGCACCAAGGACAAGCUGUCGGCCAGUUUCUGCCAGACACUGAAAGCCAUGAAGAAAUGUUCUGUGCCCACUGUGAGGGAUCAGUGCUGCUUCUCAUGUCCCCAGACACACGUCACCCACACCGGAAGGCAAAGAAAGAGACAGUUGCUCCCAAACCCCAAAGCACCCUGA
Messenger RNA from Propithecus coquereli (Coquerel's sifaka), 5100 nucleotides. It is a transcript of the gene ADAMTS12, whose product is annotated as ADAM metallopeptidase with thrombospondin type 1 motif, 12. The transcript is spliced from 24 exons. Gene Ontology annotation, molecular function: metalloendopeptidase activity. The record is from RefSeq and is a predicted model, not a curated record. Bases 292 to 5100 code for a protein of 1602 amino acids. NCBI's taxonomy places the organism in Eukaryota, Metazoa, Chordata, Mammalia, Primates, Indriidae. Gene Ontology annotation, cellular component: extracellular matrix. Gene Ontology annotation, biological process: extracellular matrix organization; proteolysis.